This is a messenger RNA of Pochonia chlamydosporia 170, 1329 nucleotides long. Its product is annotated as conserved oligomeric golgi complex subunit 5. Gene Ontology annotation, cellular component: COG complex. The transcript has a single exon. Bases 1 to 1329 code for a protein of 442 amino acids. Gene Ontology annotation, biological process: intra-Golgi vesicle-mediated transport. The record is from RefSeq and is a predicted model, not a curated record. Lineage: Eukaryota; Fungi; Ascomycota; Sordariomycetes; Hypocreales; Clavicipitaceae.
AUGGCUACCGAAGCAGGUGCCCCUCAACCAGACGAGCCUUCGUACAUUGACUACGAAGCCUUUCUAUCCCCCGACUUCUCCCCCGCCCAGUUCGCCAACACCCUCGUCGUCUCGACAAACAAUCCCAACGACACGCCGCUCGACCUCUCCACCCCGCUAUCCCGAGUGCUCUUUGACGCACAAGAAGUCGACUCGCACAUCGAUCUGCUAACGAGUCGCUCAGCUGUCCCCUUGCUCGAAUAUACGCGGGAGCAAAACCAAGCGAGCAACCGGAUCGUUACCGAGCUCGACACCCAGAUCAAGAGCCUCAACGACAGCUACAAACAGUUGGAGAAGGAGGUCAUUGACAAGCAUGCCGAGGCCGACGAAGUCCGACAGGUCGCACUGCGGCUAUGGGAGACACUUCGUCUUGGCAGAUCCGUCGGUCGGUGUCUCCAAUUAGGUAGGCAAUUGGAGGUGCAGCAAUCUGAGAUUGGCGGUCCUGGUGCCAACGAAGACCACCGGGCACUUGUUCGGUGCUCAUACACUGUCCUGUCUCUUCGUGAGGUUAUUGACGCCAAGGGUGUUGGUGAGGAAGGCUACGGACUCGGAAAAGUAGAGGCCAUUCGCACCCUACAAGACACCGUCAUUGCACCCAUUGAGCGAUCAGUCCGUGAAACAGCCGAGCGAUUCGUGCGAGAGUUUGCUAUCCCCGCCAACACGACCUUCUCGCAGGGCGAAGAGGCAAAGGCGAAGCUCGAAUCCGCCAUGACAGCCCUGUAUCUCCUUUCGCCUACGUAUGGGGUGAAGCCUGACCGUUGGGCACCACGACUUCUCCUGACUGCACUUGAUACAUACAUCCGAUCCUGUCUACAGACAAGCAUCACGUCCUUGUCUCGUUCACUCGGGCAGCUUCCGUCUCUGGACCGUGCCUUGGCAGAAGUCACUUCGAAAUGCCAGAAUAUUAUCGCCCUCGAAAUCAUUCUGCACGCUAACAAGCCGCCCGCUCACCCACUUCUCCCUGCGCCAUCAACCCACAAGCACCCGAAUCUGAUUCAACCGCUCCUGACGCAUUUGGAAACAGGGUCGUUGGCAUCAUACUUCUGGCGCACCAUGGCAGGGAGUCUCGCUGCUCGGGUCCAGGAUAUUGUCAACAGGGGUGGAGUUGUUGCGCGAACGCUCAAGUCCAACAAGACGAACGUGGCGGAUGCUAUUCGACAGGCUGUGCUUAAGGGAUCGCAGCCACCGGGGGCGUUUGCAACAGGACGCAAUAAGGAGAAGGCUGCGGAGGCUUCUUGGGAUAGGGAGAUUGCCGUCAUGGUGGGCAGUGUGACGAACAACUUGCGGUGA